Messenger RNA from Linum trigynum, 213 nucleotides. Lineage: Eukaryota; Viridiplantae; Streptophyta; Magnoliopsida; Malpighiales; Linaceae. The record is from the annotation of a GenBank genome assembly.
AUGUCGUGGCUCGGCCAGAGCCCGUUCAGCCCAUCCACGGAACCGGCCCGGGUCAACCCGCCUGACCCGGCUGGCGAAAAUGCAGACUUUAAAAGACAUCUUAAGAACUGGGCUGGAUCAAACGGGGCUGGAUCAAACGGCCCGUCUCCAGGUCCAGCCCGAUAUCUCUCUUCAACCUGUUCUGUUUCUUGUUCAAUGCGAAGAUCUUCGUAG